UUAGUUUGGACGAGUUGAAAAUUGCAGAAUCAAACUACGAAAAAUGUGCUCUGGUCUUGAAUGGACAGUAGAUGGUUUUGACUUUCGAAUUCGUGAGUUGGAUUCUGAUGACAUUUCAGAAGUACGUGGAAUGGUCGUCGGCUGUUUGUAUAAGAUACUGUUUAUGGCAUUUGAAGGAUUAUUCGUGAAAAAUUGGCGAACACAGAUUGGCCUGUCAGGGUUGACCGCGUUGCUUCUCAUUAACAUCGGAUACGACGCGCAGUAUAUCACAAUUUUUGUCCUUUUUCAAACAUGUCUGUUGGGUUUUACAGAUGCAGUCUCGUUUUACUGUUUCUUUGCAACGGAAAUAACAACAUUUAAAAAAGAAAUUGUCAACGCAGACAAGACUUACCUGAAAUUUUGGAUUUCUGAGGUUUUCGAAGAUGGUGAAUGGAAGAAAGUAGGAACAGCGGCUCUGCAUGAACCUUAUCAACUAGAUAAGUGCGAAUUUCAAACUGGAGAAAUAACUUCUUUAAAAUGUGUAUCAGUAUCGCGCGACUGGAGAUCCAAGAAGAUAGGAACGAUGCUGCUGAAGUACGCACUCAGUCAAGCAACUUUGAUGAAUUAUAAAGCUAUUAUUCUUCGUGUUAUCGAGGAGCAGCCAACCGCUGUUUCUAUGUAUAAAAAGAAUGGAUUUGAAAUACUGAAGGUGAAAAACACGGCAUGUCUACCUCUACUCUAUGGGAUAAAUGUCUACGUCAUGACUAGAAACCUUCAGUAAAGCAAGAUUCAAUUUGAGGCAUCCUUUCAUCGUGUGCAAUUAAAGCAAUAAACUGCAAUUAAUAAUAAUUCCUAAUUAUCCUUAGCAUACAAUGUUUUUAAAUCAUUUUGUUAACAUUUGCUCCUGUACUUUACUCUAAUGUCCACAUAGGGCCAUAUAGUCAGUCAUUUGCGCUAGAGGUAAGAUCAGGCCCAAAAAUUCCAGCCCGGCCCGACCCAGGCCCGUGGGUAUUAAACCCGACCCGAUCCCGACUAAUAAACUGGAUUUGCAGGCCCGAGCCCGAAGCAAACUCGGAAUUUCAUAUUCUAUUUAGGAGUUCUUUGAAUUGUCAUCGCAAUAGUACAGUAUGUGUCGUGUUGAUGAGGCAACUUCUGUUUUUUGUAGACCACGAUCUCUCGUGGCCAAAACACGGGCACUGCACUGCUGGAUUAUCAACUUACAUAUAUUCAUUUGAAAAAAAAAAAGUCAGCGAUAGAGAAGGCCGACCCGAAUGUAAUGAUCGACAUUUCAGGCCCGACCCGGCCCGAAUUCCGGGCUCAGGCUCGGGCUUCAGAUAAUUAGCUCUAAUUUGCGCCCCAUAAAAAAAAGUUGUUUUAUUCAAACUGGUUGAUAAAAUGUGAUUCACACUAAAAAUAUGACAUUAAUCACUAAUUUUAUCUCAAUAUCACAGGGCAACGGCCUGUCCACAUAUUUGGCCAUUAAUCAUUUAUUCUACAAAGUUUGACUUGAUCAUGGCAUUUCAAUAAUCGCCCUUAUCUUACCCAAAGUUUGGUACUCCUGUAGUAUGC
Molecule: messenger RNA, 1548 nt
Organism: Styela clava
Lineage: Eukaryota; Metazoa; Chordata; Ascidiacea; Stolidobranchia; Styelidae
Product: putative N-acetyltransferase camello
Molecular function (GO): N-acetyltransferase activity
Source: RefSeq, a predicted model, not a curated record